UGUUGCUGUCUCUGUCUCGCUUCUUGCUGCUCCAGCUGCAGCAGAAGCAGAAGCAGAGCAGACACGGAUUAUGUCCUAUCUGCAUUUCGCCCCUUUCUCCAUGAGCAGAUCGGGAAAAGCGUUAUCUGUAGACUGAUAACUGUCGAGUGACCCAGCGUGAGUUGAGGACAGGAGCUUCGUGGGAUUAGUGCCCCUGUCAUAGUGUCACUCGGCUUCUGACUUCUGCCAUGAACCAACUUCGCCAGCUAGAGCCAAGGAUUAUGAUUCACUGGUUAUCGGAUUCGUGGGAAUCCUGCUGAGUUGUGAUUUGAUUCCUACUCGACCUCUUUUGCGUUCCUCAUUCUCUAGUUUUUACUGGUUGGUGUCAGUUUGUGCGUGGUUAGACUGCCGUUCGUCGUUGACCAUGGAGCGACCGCGCCCUGCCUUGUCUCUGCUGCAGCGCCUUGGCUACUCAGUCGGUCACGUUCAAAAUGAUGUGUGCGCUUCUAUGUGGUUUACCUACCUUUUGGUAUUUUUUCAAAUGGUUUUGGGGUGGCCAGCUCAUGUAGCAGGAAUUGUAAUGUUGAUUGGCCAAAUUGCUGAUGCCUUGUCCACUCCAUUUGUUGGUUUGCAAGCAGAUCGAAGAGACAAGUUUUGGCUCUGCCGAUAUGGUCGUCGGAAAACCUGGCAUUUAAUAGGAACCAUUUGCGUGCUCGUGAGCUUUCCAUUCCUUUUCUCUCCCUGUAUUGGCUGUCGCAAUGCCCCGGGCGACUAUUGGGACCAGCUAGUAUAUUUUGGAGCAUUUGUAGUUGUUUUCCAGUUUGGAUGGGCAGCAGUCCAAAUUUCUCAUUUAUCAUUAAUACCUGAUCUGACACCUGACCAGCAUACACGAACAGGUCUCAUUGCCUGCCGGUACACCUUUACUGUGAUAGCAAGUGUGCUUGUUUAUGUAAUAACGUGGGCAACUUUCCAUUUGUCAACGGGAGAUGAGAAAAUUGGGCCUGAGGACACCACAAGCUUUCAGAUUGUUGUGGCAUCUGGUUUAGGCAUUGGUAUUGUUUGCUCAAUACUGUUUCAUGCUGUUGUGAAGGAGGCCCCAGUAACAGAUGCAGAAGAUGAUCAGACAUCUGCCAAUGGUACAACAGCAUCUGUUCCUAGUAAAGGAGAUAGCCAGAAAACUGUCAAGGAGCAGCUUUGUUCUGUGGCACUGUACCAGGUUGCUUUAGUUUAUAUGAGUACAAGGCUUUUUGCAAAUCUCAGUCAGGUGUACACUCCGCUGUAUCUUAGUGAGCAGAGGCUUGGUGCGGAAAGUUUAGCUAUUGUACCUCUUGUUAUGUUUUUAAGUAGCUUCUGUACAUCUUUUGUCACGAGGCCAAUGAACAAGUAUCUAGGUAGAAAGAUUGCGCAUUUAGUUGGCUGUUUAAUUGGUGCCGGAGGAUGUGUGUGGGUGUGGCUUGGUGCUGGACAAUUGUACACAACAUAUGAGGUUUAUGCUGUUGCUGUUUUGUUGGGUGCUAGUAGUUCCAUCCAACUUGUGACAAGUUUGGGGUUGACUGCUGACCUCAUUGGACAAGAUACUAACACAGGGGCCUUUGUAUAUGGUGCCAUGAGUUUUGUAGACAAAUUGAGUAAUGGUAUUGCUAUUGCCAUAUUACAAGCAUACUUCAACGACAACUACCGCAAUGUGUUGGCAUAUGUGUGUGGAGGAUCUUGCGUCUUGGGUGCUUUGUCUUUGGCCGUACUCGUUGUGUGCAGGACAAGGAGCCUCUCUAAGUCGGAUGCUAAUCCACCAGCGCAAUUUGAAUCAUCUUACAGUGAAAUAUAGUAAAUGUUUUGAGACUUUAUUCCUCACCAACCAUUUACCAAAAAUAUUUGUAAUAGGACUUUUAAAACACCUUUUUAAUAUUUAAGAACAAACCAUGUCAUACUCCUUUGCAGAUCUUAAUUAAAAAUUUUUCAAGUAGAUCUCCAAUGCUAUUAUAUACUAAUGAAUGAGUUGUUAUCAAAUAUUAAAGUGGUCUUUAUCUGUGUACUGUAAGUGUGUCAGUGUUUCAAGAUAUGGAUUUUGGUUAUCAUAUCUUGUACUUUGGUUCUGUUUAUAAGUGUCUAUUCUUUAUGAUGUGGAAGUGGCAAUUUUUAUUGUCUGCCUAGCAUACAGGGUUUCCCUUCAACCAGUUUCAUCCCAUAUCCAAAAUUGUCUGAAAUUAACUAUUGUCUUGUGUCUUGUGAUAUCUACAGUACUUUUAAUUAUUUAUGAGAUUUCUGUUUUGUCUUUGUCCAUGACAUGGUAUAUAUUUCAAUUUUUUUCCACCAAUGUUUUACGGCUGUGGCUUGGGAGGCAUUUUUGUGGACUUUACCGCACAUGUUUUGUACAUCUUUCAGAAGGGUAUUUUAAGGGUGCUCAUUGUUUAUUUUUCUAGUACUUAAGUAUACGCCUAAUGAGUUGUGUGAUAUUAGUUUCCUAAUGUGACAAUGAAUUCAUUAUUUGUGAGUACUGUGAUAUGUGUAUGAUGUGUAUAUAAAGAUUCAUUUUCACAGGUCAACUUGGUCACUACAUUCAGGCACUUAGCUGACCCAGUGUUAAAAAUAAUCUCUAAUCUGAAUUGAUUCCGGUCUAGUUUUUGGUGGAGCUUACACAGUUUGUGACAUCACAAAGCAAAUAAAAAGACCUUAAGUAUCCUUGAAGCUGCAGGCAGCCCAAAUCAUGUUCACAUUAGUAAAUGGCUAUUUUAAUUAUUGUUAUGAAGAUUCCUAUAGUUAGUGACAAUUCCAAUUUUGAAAAAAUGAGGAAUUUUUUUACUCACUCAGGUCUGUACAUCUAUAAGUGCUGUUUUCAAUGUAGUUUGUUUUGUCAUGAGACUGGUCUCAUGGCUUUGAUUUAGAUAAAAUGUAAUGCUGAAAUGCGAAUAUUGUUGUAAAGAAUAUGAGCAUUUAUUUUCUAAAUAUUUUUUAAAUGUUAAAUACAGAUAAAUUAUCCAAUAAUCUUUUGAA
This is a messenger RNA of Thrips palmi, 2970 nucleotides long. Its product is annotated as major facilitator superfamily domain-containing protein 12-like. Gene Ontology annotation, molecular function: symporter activity. Gene Ontology annotation, cellular component: membrane. Bases 404 to 1804 code for a protein of 466 amino acids. Gene Ontology annotation, biological process: carbohydrate transport. The transcript has 9 exons. The record is from RefSeq and is a predicted model, not a curated record. Lineage: Eukaryota; Metazoa; Arthropoda; Insecta; Thysanoptera; Thripidae.